This is a messenger RNA of Lentinula edodes (shiitake mushroom), 306 nucleotides long. Its product is annotated as cytochrome b-c1 complex subunit 8. The record is from RefSeq and is a predicted model, not a curated record. The coding region runs from base 1 to 306 and encodes 101 amino acids. NCBI's taxonomy places the organism in Eukaryota, Fungi, Basidiomycota, Agaricomycetes, Agaricales, Omphalotaceae. The transcript is spliced from 4 exons. Gene Ontology annotation, biological process: mitochondrial electron transport, ubiquinol to cytochrome c.
AUGAGGCCAUCAAUUGCCCGCACAAGUGAAAUGCCCGGUCGUGCGUCCUCUCUCUCUUGGUGGGGCGCCCCAAUCAUAAAACAGAAGGGAAUUGUCGAAUACACUUUGUCCCCUUACCAAACCAAGGCUGCUCCCCACUGGGUUCGAAGCUACGUCUUCAACUUUUAUAGGCGUGUAUCUGCAGAAGCCGUGUAUUUUGUCAUUCCUUUCGGUCUUGGCUACGGAAUCUACGCCUGGGCCAAGCGUCAUGAUGCAUACCAAAAUUCUAAAGCUGGACACAUUGCGUCCGGAGCCGCUCACCAUUAA